AUGGCUUCGUCAACAUCAGACAUCCCGUGCAUUCUGCCACGGCUUCCCCAAGAACUAACCAAUGCCAUUUCUCGGUACCUUGAAGGAAGCGACAUCAAGGCCCUGCGUGAAACAUGCUCAGCAAUGGCCAGGGCCGUAUCACUCCAUUUCGACCGUGUAUUCAUAUCCGCAAAUUCCCUCAAUAUCCAAGUCUUUAAAGCGAUCGCAGACCACGAUACUUAUCGCCACCAAGUUUAUGAGAUCAUCUGGGAUGACGCUCGUUUGUCUACUGGGCCGGAGCUCUGGGAAUCCAGGGUAGAAUUGGACGGGAACAAUUGGGGGCUAGAUAUGGCUGUAACUGAGAAUGGAUGUCCGAGGUGGUUUCAGAAAUAUUCCAGUACAUCAGAUGUUGAAUCGUACUACAACUACAACACGCCCGUUGCUGACAAUCAUAUGGGACUCGCAGAGUGCUGGGGCUAUUACAAGCCGUUGUUGGAAGACCAGAAGGAGGUUUUGGCAAGCAAUGCCGAUAUUGAAGCCUUCAAGUAUGGUCUGCAGCGUUUCACGAGCUUAACAAGGAUCACCAUCACGCCGGCGACUCACGGGAGGCUUGGGCAACCACUAUACGGAACUCCUAUGAUCAGGUCGUUUCCUCCCGGAUUCGACUACCCAAUCCCAAAGCAAUGGUCUACCGUCCCAAUGGAUGAUCGCCCCGAUUGGCAUGAUCCCGGAGAAUGGCAUGACGAGCUUCCAUGGCAAUCUGAGGAGGGCGAUGCCCCGUAUCAGUGGUUUUACGGUCCCCACUGUACCAAUGAGAAAUACAAGGAGAAGUGGCGAGGCUACCAGCUCGUCAGCCGAGCCUUGGUAGAGUGUGAGAAUCAGGUCACAGAGCUCAAGAUUGGAGGCCAUGAGAUGAGCUCUGGGUUGAAUUGUCGCAUCUUUGAUCAAUCCUGCACCGAAUACGACCAUCUCUGCACUCUACUGAGCCGCCCUGGGUUCCGAUAUCUCGGUCUCGAUCUAUUCUCGGGUAUGAUCGAGCAUGAAGAUUGGAUAACAUAUGAGAGACGACUGCUCAGAGAUGCUUUAGCUCGCGCUAAAGGAAUGGAACAUAUAUCUAUACGCGCUUCCACACAGAUUGAAAACGGAGUAUGUCUACAGCUCGAUCCAGAAGAACUCCUCGAAAGGCCUCUGUUUCCCCUACGGGCAGUAUUUCCUAUCGAUCACUGGCCGCGACUUCAACACUUCGGUAUCUCAAACUUCCUGGUAGAGCUAGAUGACUUGGUCGACGUUCUGUCCUGUUUGCCAUCUACAUUACGCUGCGUCGAGCUAAUCAACUUGGCAUUUCGAAAUCUGGACCACGGUUACGAGGACCUCAUUCGCCAGAUGCGUGAUAAGCUUGACUGGCGUUCACGGUCCGUGGAAGAGAGACCGAAGGUGCAUAUGAUCUGUUGUGAGGAAGACAACGAUGAGUUCAUUGAGGUAGAUGGUGCGAAGUUCCCCAACCUAAUCACAUUGCGAACGCUGGCACAGCAGCCAUCAGCGCAUUCUGCCUUGGUUGAGAAUGCCAUGAUAGCCGUGACAGCCUCAAACAGCUAUGAUGCUUCUGUAGUAGUCAAAACUUUCUUCGUCAAAGCCGUAAACAUUCCCAUGACCAAGUCUGAGUUCUCUGCGUUCAGGUAA
Messenger RNA from Fusarium musae, 1659 nucleotides. RefSeq lists its product as uncharacterized. The transcript has 2 exons. Bases 1 to 1659 code for a protein of 552 amino acids. Lineage: Eukaryota; Fungi; Ascomycota; Sordariomycetes; Hypocreales; Nectriaceae. The record is from RefSeq and is a predicted model, not a curated record.